This is a messenger RNA of Eufriesea mexicana, 455 nucleotides long. RefSeq names its product Neuropeptide-like precursor 3. The record is from RefSeq and is a predicted model, not a curated record. The coding region runs from base 31 to 288 and encodes 85 amino acids. NCBI's taxonomy places the organism in Eukaryota, Metazoa, Arthropoda, Insecta, Hymenoptera, Apidae. The transcript is spliced from 2 exons.
ACGCAGUGUAUCCAUACGUCCCAAGUAACCAUGUUCAAAACGCUGUUGUUCGCCGGAUUGUUGGCUGUCGCGUUGGCGGCACCAUCGCCAGUUCCUGCACCAACCCCGGCUCCGGCACCGGCACCGGCACCCUUGAGUAAUGCGGCUUUGAUCACUGCUCCACUCGCUGGCCCGGCUCUUCUCUCCAACAUCGGCGCACCCCUUCUCUACUCUAGUUAUCCGGCACCUCUUCCUCUCGCCAGUUACGCACCCUCCGCGCCUUACAUCUACAAGAGCUACGUCUACUAAUCACCGAUAAGGCGCAACACAGAUCAAUCGAUCGACCGACCGAUCAACCGAUCGAUCAAACGACUGAACCGAACAAUCGAGCAAUCAACCGAUCGACUCAUAUCCUCAUCUUGAAAAAUCAAUAAUCGCAUCUUUGUACUUUCCCCGAAGUAUCAUCCGUGCUUCGA